AUGUUGACAAUCUCCAGAAAUAUUGGCAACGCAAAAACUGCUGGCCUGGCCACCGAUCUUGGCCUCACUGACUACCAAUGGUCUUGGGUUCUAUGCGCGUUUUACAUUUCCUACAUUGUCUUCGAAUGGUCGACAGUGCUAUGGAAGAUCUUACCCGCUCACUCCUAUAUUGCGGUGCUUUGCAUUUGGCAACCUACUAGUUGGGGUGCAGCCGCCAUGUGUAGCGGCGCAGUCAAUACAUUUGCCCAGCUCCUCGCCACAAGAUCAUUGCUGGGCAUCUUUGAGUCUGUCUUUGGCUGUGGGGCUCCCUACUUCCUUUCACUCUUCUACCAAAGAAAAGAACUAGGAUUGAGAGUCUCUCUUCUCCUUGGCAUGUCCCCAGUCGCCAACUGCUUCGCGUCAGCCUUGGCAUACGGUAUUACCCAUAUCAGAGGCUCAAUGGAGUCAUGGCGAUACCUCUUCAUAAUUGUAGUAUACUUCUACCUCCCCGACUCCCCUGGCACAGCCAAAUUCCUCACAGAAACAGAGCAAACCGAGGCCAUUGAGCGCCUCCAAGAGAUCGACACAACAGCCAAAAACAAAGUCCGCUGGUCCCAAGUACUAAGCGGCUUGAAAGACUACAAGAACUACGUUCACAUGGCCAUCCAUUUCUGUUGCAAUUACUCCUUCGCCGGACUUUCAAACUUUCUCCCCUCAAUCAUACAAGCGAUGGGAUACACGUCCAUCAAUGCACAAGGCCUCUCCGCGCCUCCGUACCUAUUCUCCUUCCUUUGCUGCGUCGCAGCAGCAUUCCUCUCGGACCGACUAGCAAAUCGCGGAGGCUUGAUUACAUUCUUUGCGAUUCUCGGCACAAUUGGAUACAUAAUGCUGACUUGCGUGGACGAGACUAAGACUGCAGCGCGAUACGCGGGCAUUUGGCUUGCUACAUGUGGUAUAUUUCCAGCACUGGCGCUGAAUGUUACCUGGUUACUCAACAACCAGGGAGGAGAGAGUAAGAAGGGGGCUGGAAUGGCGAUUCUUGCUAUUUUUGGACAGUGUUCUAGCCUGAUCAGCAGUUCGGUGUUUCCAGAUGCUGACGCGCCGCUUUACACCAAAGGUUGUGCCAUUGGAAGUGCAUUGACGGGGUGCAUUGCUAUUCUUGCGGUGGGAUUGAGUAUUGGUUUGAGCAGAGAAAACAAGAGAAGAGAUCGGCUGUAUGGGGCGGUUGGGGAUGAAAGAGUUGAUGUGACUGAUGGGGAUGCCAAUGUCAAAUUUAGGUAUUUGAUUUGA
Molecule: messenger RNA, 1269 nt
Organism: Penicillium salamii
Lineage: Eukaryota; Fungi; Ascomycota; Eurotiomycetes; Eurotiales; Aspergillaceae
Source: the annotation of a GenBank genome assembly